UAAAAAGUUCAUAUAUUCAAACUGAAAAAACAGUAAAAACGAAUGAUUACGAAGUUCCAUAAUUUGGUCCCAGAUUGAACUGCAAAAAUCUCAGGUUGCUUCAAUUGUAGCUGUGAAUCAGUGAUCAAUCUCAAGAACAGCAGUGAGGAAUGGGGAGAGGAGCUAUCACGGAUAAAUGGUCAUCAAGGGCUCUAUGGCUGUGUGCAAUCGGAACUGCAGUUGGGUUUUAUAUGGUUGCUGUGGAAAGGCAAACACAGAAUAGAGAAAAAAUGAUGGCUGAAGCUAUGAAGGCAAGUAUGGAGUCAGGUUCUGGUGCCAGUGAAAAUGUAUGAUUGAGAGUGCAAAGGCGGAACAUUAUUUUAAUAUGUAUUUUGUGACCCUUUCCUGAUUUUAGCUAGCGUUACUUGCCUUUUUGGUUGUAGUUUCUGAUUUGCUCGGUUAGUUUUCACAUCUGAAUGAUACAAAGUUAUGAUGGAUGCAUAUCAGACACAGUAAUGAAAUAAACAGGAAAGUUGGUUUUCACAUUAUUGAUGUAGCCCAUUGUUGGUUUA
Messenger RNA from Daucus carota subsp. sativus, 551 nucleotides. RefSeq lists its product as uncharacterized. The record is from RefSeq and is a predicted model, not a curated record. Bases 150 to 332 code for a protein of 60 amino acids. Lineage: Eukaryota; Viridiplantae; Streptophyta; Magnoliopsida; Apiales; Apiaceae. The transcript is spliced from 3 exons.